Molecule: messenger RNA, 1612 nt
Organism: Aspergillus ochraceoroseus IBT 24754
Lineage: Eukaryota; Fungi; Ascomycota; Eurotiomycetes; Eurotiales; Aspergillaceae
Product: MFS transporter
Exons: 6
Coding region: 1-1569 (522 amino acids)
Source: RefSeq, a predicted model, not a curated record
AUGGCUACUGCGCUUGCUCCUCCGUCACAAGACGAGGCAGCUAAAUCCCAAGAUCUUGUGGUUCAGGAUGCCUUGGAUGAUAGUAAAACUGAUCUUGAGCAACCUACAGCCCCUGAUCAAUUUGAUGAGAGAUACCGCACGACCAAAUUGGAGAUUUGGGCUUACUAUGCUUAUUAUAUUGGAAAUAACGGAUUGUCUCUGUUCAAUUUUGCACCCACUGCUUUUCAGAAUCUGCUGUAUCAAGCGGCCGGGGAUGAAGGUGUCCUGAUGUUCGCAGGCAGACUGCGCUCCAUCGAAAGUAUUGUCCUCCUGAGCAACGGAAUUUCAUUCGCCAUCCAGGUUGUUAUCUUCCUGAUCAUCGGUAGUUUCGCCGAUUUUGGGACCUGGAGACCAAACAUCCUCAUCGGAUUGUCAAUUAUUGCGUACGCAAUCGGAUUCGGCUGGCUUGGUGUCCAUACUGAAGAUAAGUGGCACAUUGGGGUUGGAUUGUACAUGGUUGGACUCAUCGCCUACCAGACGACGUUGACAUUCUGGACCGCUGCGUUCCCAGGUCUGGCGCGCAACACAGCUGAAAUGAAGGCGAAAGCCGAUGAGUAUAGGAGUGGAGAUAUCUCGCGUGACGAGUACGAUUUUGCCGACAUGAUGAAGCGGAGCCAGUUGGCCAAUAUUGCGUUCUAUAUCCAAUCGAUCGGCGAGAUCUUUAUCCUGGCUAUCAUUGUCGGGAUCAUGUUUGGCCUGCGUGUUGAUGACAGCGAAGCGAACAAUAACUGGGGGCUCAGCGUGCUCAUUGCAUUUGCUAGCGGCGUCUGGUUACUUAUUUCUUUGCCCUGGUUCUUCAUUGAAAAGAGACGGCCGGGACAGGAUACAAUGGGUCAGAAUAUUAUCCUAGCUGGGUUGAACCAGCUCUAUCAGGCUAUACGACAGGUUUGGAAGCUAAAACAGAGUUUACUAUAUCUUAUUGGAUACUUCCUCCUCGGCGACUCCUUGAAUACAACAGUGACCGUGAUUUCUACCUUGCAAAACAGCAUUGUAGCGUACAACACUCUACAACUGACUUAUUUACUGAUUGUCGGAAUCGCAGCCCAAGCCGUCGGAAUCUACGCAUUCUGGUACCUACAACAGCGGUACAAUCUCUCCCCUAAGACCAUGUUCAACGCCGUCGCAAUCGGCAUCAUCCUUCUUGACGGCUGGGGGAUGAUAGGCAUUUGGACCCAGAAAUUCGGAUUUCAUAAUUCCUGGGAAGUCUGGGUCUACCAAGCCUUCUACGGUCUCUUCGUCUGCCCCUGGUACAGCUACUCCCAGAUCAUGAUCUCAGAAGUCACCCCACGCGGCCACGAAUUCCUCUUCUUCAGUCUCUUCAGCAUCAUUGGGAAAACAUCCUCUUUUAUAGGCCCGCUCGUGUCCAGCGCGAUCAUUGAUGUGUCGCCGAACAACAACUCCUCCACGCCGUUUUACUUUUUGUUUGCCUUGAGUAUCGUCAGUUUUGGCGUUCUGGUGAUUUGGUUGGAUUUGAAGAAGAGUCGGGAGGAGCAGGAGAGGUUUUUGAAGGAUAAGAUGAAUGGGCUGUAGGUUUUUUUCAUUUUUAUUUUUCAUUUAUGUUUUUGUCUUUGCU